GUCUGUAGCACCGUAACUUGUACGUAAUUUCAACAAAACAUAACAAAACAUUCAAUAUGGCACCUACCACGAUUCGGACGCCGCCCGCUCUCACGGACUUCAAGCCUCUUGAAGAGCAUCUCCAGCAAACCCCCGAGACAUUCUUCGGCGGAAAGCCCGUCCUCUACUACCAUGUGACCGGCGCAAAGGCCUGGAUCCCCAAGUCGCAACGCGGCAGGCUGCCUUUCUUUCCGGCCGACCUGGAGGCCGAACCUACAGCUCCUGAGGGCGCGGCCUUGAGCGAGGGUGCCGAGGAAACUGUUGAGCAGAAAGUCGAUCUCUACGUCAACUCCCAAAACCUCACAAUAUUCUCCCCUUCCGCCGAAGUCGGUUUCGAGAUUCCCUACCCCGUGAUUAGCAUUCACGCGAUCAAGACCAUCGGCACCGGCGAAACCAAGUACCCCUCCGUCUUCCUGCAGCUUGAGCUCUCCCCCGACGGCGGCGCCGACGACGACGACUUCGAGACCGUUGAACUCACCCUCACCCCCCCACCCGCUCAUGCAGGUACUACUACUGCUCCUGCCGCCGAAACCCUAGCCGAAACGGAGGAGGAACCAACAAUCGGCAAGAAACAACCCGAUAACGAAGCUACAAAACUCUUCAAGGCCAUCACCGCUUGCUCUGACCUGAACCCCGAUCCCGUCGAGGAAGACGACGAAGACGAUGAGUACGACGAUGAUAGGAUAGUUUUUGAGGGUGAUGCCAUCGAAGGGUUCCAGGGCGUGUUUGCGGGGUCGAACUCGGGAGGUCUGCCGCCGCCGAUGCCUGGUAGUUCCGGGUGGAUCACGGCGGAGAACGUACACGAGUACUUCGAUGAGCAGGGGAACUGGAUUGGUGGUGAUGAGGAGGUUGAGGUUGAGAUCGAAGGAGAGGAAGAGGGUGGUGUAAGUGGAGAGCUUGGUGAGGGUGCUGGUACCGUGAGGAGGAGAGAGGAUGUGGAGGAUCCAGCUGGCGGUGGAGAGGAGAAGGAAGAGCAAGGAGAGAGCAAGAGGGCGAGGAUUGACUAGGGAACCUAAGAGCAAGUGAGAGAAAGGAUGAAAGCAGUGGACACAUCGUACGCUUGCCUUGUUGGAGAGGACUCGGCUGAGACUAUAUACAAUCCUGCACUCAGACCCAUGUUGUCAGGCAUUUCAGAGGAGUGUGUAGGAAAAUUGUAAAGCUACGGUCUAUGGAUACUUGAAAAUAGAAAGUGGUAUCUGU
Messenger RNA from Neurospora tetraspora, 1239 nucleotides. Its product is annotated as regulator of volume decrease after cellular swelling-domain-containing protein. The record is from RefSeq and is a predicted model, not a curated record. Gene Ontology annotation, cellular component: pICln-Sm protein complex; spliceosomal complex; cytosol. The coding region runs from base 57 to 1046 and encodes 329 amino acids. The transcript is spliced from 2 exons. Lineage: Eukaryota; Fungi; Ascomycota; Sordariomycetes; Sordariales; Sordariaceae. Gene Ontology annotation, biological process: spliceosomal snRNP assembly; mRNA cis splicing, via spliceosome.